Messenger RNA from Aspergillus nomiae NRRL 13137, 2736 nucleotides. RefSeq lists its product as uncharacterized. Bases 1 to 2736 code for a protein of 911 amino acids. NCBI's taxonomy places the organism in Eukaryota, Fungi, Ascomycota, Eurotiomycetes, Eurotiales, Aspergillaceae. The record is from RefSeq and is a predicted model, not a curated record. The transcript is spliced from 3 exons.
AUGGAAAACCCCCAGGAACCUUCCCUGAUAGAGUAUGCCCGAUUCUACGGUAUUGCCCGUGAUUUCACGGCAGUCGAUCCCCUCACAUACAUCGACAACGCCGCAACUGAAACACCAUUACCUCAUGAUACUCUAUCGGAAUUUCAAGAUCAUAUCUACGAGACACAGAGAAACAUUGAAGAUAAACUUCGCAAAGAAAAGCUCAAUCAUCAUGGAACGUUGCGGUACACAAAUCCGCUGCGUUACGACGAGAACGUGGUCGAAAUCCGUCCUCACGACGAAUCGUGCCCGAAACUUAAGGAUGAAGAAAUCAUUGCUGAACUUUUAGUCAAGGCUGACCAGAUUCUGAAGGAUGUUAUGCCGGAGAAGUUAAAGUGUAGCAGAGAGUCAAUGUUGUUAAUACAAAGGGCUAGAGACUGUGGAAGUCUUGCCUUCCCAGACCUAGAAGGUCUUUUGAAUGAUAUGAUGAUGUCCGUUCAGAAAGACCGCAAUCCUUCGAAAUCUCCUCCAUUAGUUCUAUCGGAUAUUGAUGAAACGUACUAUCGGAGUCCCUCGCCGGCUUUCAAGUCGCUGAUGUUGCCCAGCCCUGCUUCCUCUGGUUCUUUUGAGCUUGAGCUGCAGCGCAACAAAAGAUUAGUCUGUCACUUAGACUCAAAGACUUCAGAUUGUGCGGUAGCGCCAAACAAGGGAGAAGGUAGCCAUACGAGUGAAGAAAAGGUUCGACUAGAGCAUGAAGUAUCACUUGACCGAAACAACACGGAAAUAAGCACAGUUGGAGCCGACAGUGCCGCUCAGUCUUUUCCAAACAAGUAUAACAGAAGUGAAAAACAACGUGGUUUAGGUGUUUCUCAACAAAUUGGCGAUGCUAUCAACUUGAUUGAUGCAGAUUCAUCAGUCAUAUUUCAUACGCAAGAGAAUGAGUGCAUGCCAACCGCGUGCACCUCGACUCAGGAGCGAUCAAGUCAAUCACCCAGGGUUAUACUUGUCGAGAAUUGUCAGAUUGCAAGCAUGUCGGCAGAGUUUAUAUCGUCUUUUGGUUCCUCUUCGGUAAUAGACUCGCCCAAUCCAGAUUCUACGCGGUGUCAACCAUGCCCUAUGUCAACUAUGCCUUCUUCUCAACGUUCGAAACCGGAGGACCAUGCUGGUGGCUAUUUACAUACGGUUGAAGACCACGGGAGUGUGGAAGACAUUGCUGAAACAGCAUCUGACAAGGAACUGGGGUUUACUCAUGAGGAUGUUAGUGAAAUGAGAUUCACAGGACAACGCCAAUUGUUGGAGCCUGACACAGCAGCUCUUCAACAUGAAAGUGGAAAGACGGCCAUGUGUACUUCCCCAGAUACCGCAGUUCCUGAUACCAAUGCAUCCUCAGAUAUGGUGUCUAAUUUAAUAUGCUGCGAAGUUUCAACAGAUACAAUGCUUGGGGGACAAAAACGAAGACACGAGGAGGGGCAGGAUGUCUUGCGGAAAGACCGCAAACUUGUCCAGCCAUUAACCGCAUCCCUAGCUAACGACAAAUGCAAGUAUACGCUGCCCUCACAGUCGUCGAUAUUGGGCUCCUUGUCCACCUUCAUGGAGGCUAGAGGCAGGGUCGAAAGGCGACAAGUAACGGCCGUCAGUCCAUACUUUACCAACAACAUGCGGCUUGAGGGUGUUGUAGAACAUCAGGACCCAGCUAUAAAUGCUGAAAACCCCCACGGAUAUGAAGAACGAGAAGAUGCGCUAGAGGAGCUAUAUCCUCCAGGGUUAGAGCUUACAAAACAUCAGUACCCUCAAUACCCUCAACUGCAAGCCCACGAUCACGAGCAACCACUACUCUUCGUAUCAACUGCGCUCCUCAAGAGCCAUCUCCCAAUUAUUCAAGGUCUUGAAAGAUUAAAGAGCCCUCCAGCUAUGAUAUAUAGGGACUAUGAUCAGCCCGUUCCUCGCAUCUGGACUCCAUCUCAAACAAACACAAAAGAUACUCUCCCCAAAGAAGCAGACAUCAUCGUCUCACCAACAGCUGGAAUCAUACUGACUACUCUACAAGGUACAACACAGCUAUACCUUCCUGGCCAUAAGCCUAACCCACAGACGAACGGUACUAAGUGCAUCAACUCGCCGCUCCGCGAACGCAUCUUCCUCCUAGCUCCGCGAUACAGAUACCUCUACGUAUUUGUUGCUCACGGCGCAAAUUUUCCGAAAGGUGGACAAGGCAACGCUCCACGAUUGACAGCAGAUAGACGGUUGUUGGCGUCUUUCACAUCACUAACAGCCUUCUGUGAUUCGAUGUCAGCGAAUUCAACUAUCUCUCCGAUCUUGAUUUCUCCAUCGUCUGAUACACUAAUAGAAUGGAUUCUGGCACUAGCUCGCAAACAUGCUUUUCAUUUGCCUGCUGAUACUGCUGGUUUACCACAAACGAUGUCAUUUACACCCGUUAACGCGACUCCGAAGAACAUGUUUGACAUUGAGGCUAUGGAGAAUGAAACUUGUUGGGAAAUAUUUCUCCGUCGAGUAGGGUUGAAUCCGUAUGCUGCGCAAACUAUUUUGACCGUCUUGAAAUAUGAACGAGAAAUACCCGAACGCAAAUAUAAUGACGGUACACCACAUGAUGUCGAUAAAGAGAUGAGUGCCCUCUCCAGAUUUAUCGAAAUGUCACCGGAGCGGCGACGAGAACUCUUUCCAGGUUUGAUUGGGAAGAGGAAUGAAGCAAUUCUUGAAAAGGACUGGCAAUGUGACUGGGCAUUAGAUUUUGAUUAA